UUUACAAUGGCAUCAUCUAUAGUCAAGAGUGUAACCUCCCUACUCACACCUUUAAAAUCACCAUCUCUGAAAUUGAUAUCUUCCCCAAUCACUAAUCAAGGGAAAUUCUUAUCAGUCACCGCCAUAAAACCUGCACUUCAAAGUCCAAACUCUGGGUCAAGAAACUGCAAUUCUUAUAAGAACAAACUUUACUCACCUUCAGAAGGGAGAAGAUCGCCCCAAGCACUUAAGGCUGCAAGAUGUUUAUUUUCCCCACAAAGAAGCCCCAGACCAUCGCUAGCUAAAAGAUUGUAUCCGACAUCACAUAAGAGUGAUGAGAGAACACCUCCUUCAUUUGACACGCCACUCCGCAAAUCCAUGUCUACCGCAAGUUUUUAUACAAAUAACAAAGAAAGUUUUAUUCUCGGAAGAGGUAGUUACGGUUUGGUGGUGGAAGGAAGAUAUAAAAACAAAAAUAUUGCAGUAAAAAUAAUGUCGCAGUGCCAGAAACAAGAUGAAGUGUUAAACAGCGAGAUGAACGCGUUGAAAUUAAACCACCCAAACCUCAUCAAGGUGUUUCAGGUGAUGGUUGAACCGGAUGUAAACAUUGGUUUUGUCUUUAUGGAACUGAUCUGGAGUAAAACUCUAGAAAAUGUUCUUCAGGAUCAGAUAGUCAAACAAAUAGACAAACUGAGAUACCUAAAGCAGAUUGGUAGUGCUUUACAAUACUGCCAUAGCAACAGUAUUUUGCACUUAGACGUGAAACCGAAAAAUGUCAUUGUCAUAGCUGAGGAAAAAACUUGCAAACUGUGUGAUUUUGGAAGCUCUUAUGAUCAGUUCAACACAAGCUUGAUAAAUAAUCCUAGAAAGGGAACUGUAAAGUACUCCGCCCCAGAACUCCUUAAAGGUGAACACCCAACAGAAAAGGCAGAUGUUUACUCUUUUGGAAUCACAAUGUGGCAAACAAUAUAUCAAGAAGUGCCUUAUGGGAUAGAGGACCUACAUCAAGUAGUGUAUAAGGUUGUCAAGAACAACUAUCGUCCGAUGAGUUGUUCACCUAUCAACUCAUCAGUUCACCACAUAUAUGAAACUUGCUGGCAGGCAGACCCACAAAAAAGGCCAUCGAUGUCACAGGUGCUACAGAUGUGUCAAAAAGUACCGGUAGUUGUGGUAUGA
Molecule: messenger RNA, 1155 nt
Organism: Macrosteles quadrilineatus (aster leafhopper)
Lineage: Eukaryota; Metazoa; Arthropoda; Insecta; Hemiptera; Cicadellidae
Product: serine/threonine-protein kinase mos-like
Exons: 7
Coding region: 7-1155 (382 amino acids)
Biological process (GO): protein phosphorylation
Molecular function (GO): ATP binding; protein kinase activity
Source: RefSeq, a predicted model, not a curated record